Molecule: messenger RNA, 522 nt
Organism: Metschnikowia bicuspidata var. bicuspidata NRRL YB-4993
Lineage: Eukaryota; Fungi; Ascomycota; Pichiomycetes; Serinales; Metschnikowiaceae
Exons: 1
Coding region: 1-522 (173 amino acids)
Biological process (GO): endoplasmic reticulum to Golgi vesicle-mediated transport
Cellular component (GO): cytoplasm; nucleus; TRAPP complex
Source: RefSeq, a predicted model, not a curated record
AUGUCGACAGCCCCAAAAACGCCGACUGCUGCAAAAACGACUGCCGCCAAAUCGGCCUCGGUGCUCUUUGUGUCCUUGGUCUCUCGAGACGACAAGCCGCUCUACAUCCAGAGUUUUGAGGGCGCCGAAAACGCCCAUGCCCUGCCCCAGCACGCCGGCCAGUUCCUCAAAUACAACUUCCUAUCACACAUGGCACUUGACGUCUUUGCGUCGCCCAUGUCACUCCACUUGCGCGAGCAGCAGGAAGACCACGACGGCGUCUUGCUUCUUUUCAUCCAGGACGACGUCUAUGUGUACGGCAUGGAAACCAACAAUGGCUUGAAGGUGGUGGUGGGCGCCAGCAACGAGAUCGGCGCCCGCCCGGCUUUGCGCCUGCUUUUUCUGCGCAUCCACAGGGCCUAUUUGAAGACAGUCUGCAACCCUUUCACGGACGUUUCCAGUGCUGGCGAUUGUGAGCAGAUGCUCCACACCCCUGCGUUUGAGCGGCGCAUGCAUGCACUUGUGGGGGACUGGGAAAAGUAG